AUGCCAUAAAACCAUUUAUAACAUAAAACGCAUAUAAGAGAUUUUUCAAUAGCUUAAUAAUAAGAAUAUAGUAGAUAUAAUGAUAUAUUUUCUUCUGCAUUAUAAUCUUUAAAAGAUGAAGGAAAAUAUAGAACUUUUAAUUAUAUUAAAAGAAUUGCUGGAGAGUUUCCUUUGGCGUCAUAUACAGAUGCAAAUACUGGUUAAACAAAAAAAAUUACCGUUUGGUGUUCUAAUGAUUAUCUUGGAAUGGGAUAAAAUCCCAUAGUGUAGGAAGCUAUGAUAAAUGCUAUUUUAGAUACAGGAGUAGGUGCAGGAGGUACGCGAAACAUUGGAGGAAGUAGUGUAUAUCAUACAGAGUUAGAAAAAGAAAUCGCUGAUUUGCAUAAUAAAUAAGCUUCUAUUAUAUUAAGUAGUGGGUUUGUGGCUAAUUAAGGGGCAAUAAAUGCUAUUACGAAAGUCUUAAAAGAUGUAGUUUAUCUUUCAGAUGAAAAAAAUCAUGCAAGCAUUAUUGAGGGAAUAAAAAAUAGUAGGGCCGAUAAGAUAGUUUGGGAACAUAAUAAUAUUGAAGAUUUGGAAAAAAAGUUAAAAAGUAUUCCUUAUGAUAGACAUAAAAUUAUAAUAUUCGAAUCUGUAUAUUCUAUGUCUGGAUCCAUUUCUCCAAUUAAGUAAAUUGUUGAUUUAGCUAAAAAAUAUAAUGCAAUGACUUUCAUUGAUGAAGUACAUGCUAUUGGCCUUUAUGGAAAAAGAGGAGGUGGUAUAGCUGAAUAAGAAGGAAUAAUGGAUUAAAUUGAUAUUUUUUCAGGAACUUUAGGAAAAGCUUAUGGAUGUGUUGGAGGAUAUAUUUCAGCUAAUUCACUAAUUAUUGAUUGUAUCAGAAGUUUUGCUUAAAAUUUCAUUUUCACUACUUCUAUUCCACCUUGUGUAGCAAGUGCUGCUAAAUCUUCAAUUGCUUAUGUAAAGGAGCAUAAUGAAUUGAGAUAAUAAUUGCAUUAUGUUGCUAGGUAAGUUAAAUUUUAAUGUGAGCAAAACAAAAUACCUAUAAUUCCUAAUAAAUCUCAUAUUAUUCCUAUUUUUAUUGGUGAUGCUAUAAAAGCUAAAAUGGCAAGCGAAAUUCUUUUGAAAAAAUUCAAUAUAUAUGUUUAACCUAUUAAUUAUCCUACUGUUCCUAAAGGACAAGAACUUUAAGAGUUUCUCCGACUCCUAAUCAUAAUGAAGAAAUGA
This is a messenger RNA of Ichthyophthirius multifiliis, 1221 nucleotides long. RefSeq lists its product as hypothetical. Gene Ontology annotation, cellular component: mitochondrion. The transcript has 3 exons. NCBI's taxonomy places the organism in Eukaryota, Ciliophora, Oligohymenophorea, Hymenostomatida. Gene Ontology annotation, molecular function: pyridoxal phosphate binding; 5-aminolevulinate synthase activity. Gene Ontology annotation, biological process: heme biosynthetic process. The record is from RefSeq and is a predicted model, not a curated record.